This is a messenger RNA of Penicillium vulpinum, 1089 nucleotides long. RefSeq names its product proteasome inhibitor PI31 family protein. The record is from RefSeq and is a predicted model, not a curated record. Bases 1 to 1089 code for a protein of 362 amino acids. Gene Ontology annotation, molecular function: endopeptidase inhibitor activity; proteasome binding. The transcript is spliced from 2 exons. Gene Ontology annotation, biological process: proteasome-mediated ubiquitin-dependent protein catabolic process. NCBI's taxonomy places the organism in Eukaryota, Fungi, Ascomycota, Eurotiomycetes, Eurotiales, Aspergillaceae.
AUGGCACCAGCGGAUGCUCUUCGCCAGGAUAAUAUCCUCGACCUUGCUGUGAAAGCUAUCCAGCCCGCAGGGGACAGACAGCCCAAUCUCACAACACCAUAUGAGGCUGUGGCUCUGAUCGGCCAUGCAUGCAUGGUAGCAGUUGACUUCAGACUGGUCGGUCUCGGUGAAGAUCACAACUUAGAAAAAUAUACAGAUACACCUUCCCUCCCCGCAGAAUGGAACGCUAACGAUACAUUUGCCUUUCGCUACGCACAUGCGCAGUCUUCGAUGCAAUAUCUACUCAAAGUGAGUCGGCUGGGGAAUAAUGCAGUCAUAUUUGCACUAGCCUUGGGCGAUGACCGGACUAGCUCGUUCGACAUUCCCACCAAAGACUACAUCUCCACCUCUGCGCUUCCUGUAUCUUCCUCAGCAAAUAUAACCGCAUCCCUGCGAGAUGUUUUUAUCUCGCCAGCUCGACUAGGCGACUUGGUGGGUUUGUUCAAAAUCAAUGUCAUCCAGAAACUUGCACCCGGUUUGUACAAAGAGGGGUAUGAAGAUCCAACCCAGCCGCCCAGAGCAAGGCUACAAGAAGAAAGACAACCGGAUAUUCUACAGGAUGGCUCCCUUCCCCAGCCUGCACGUCCACGCCCAUUCGAUGAUCCCUUGGCAGCAGCUCCCCGCCGAUCCAACCCACCAGACUUUGCUCCGCCCGGGUUCGAAGAUGAGUUUGAGAUCAACCGGCCCCCGCGAGGAUACCCAGGAUAUCCAGGAGGAAUUGGAGGCAGAAACCCAUACAACAUCGGGGAACGAGAUCUCUACCCGGCAGGGCUUGGUCCCCAUGACCCUUUGCGCGGACCUAUGGGCCCUGGCUUUGGUUCAGGUGGCGGGGGUAUGCAUCCUACAUUUGAUGACCCUCUCUUCGGCGGAGGAGGAGCUGGUAAUGGUGGAUAUGACCCCCGUGUACCUCCCGGUGCAAGAUAUGAUCCAGUAGGACCAGGUGAGCCACCUGUUGGUCGUAAUCGAGGACCCUUCGGUAAUAAUGGAAAUGGACGAGGUGGGGGCGGCUUUGGUGGGUUUGGUGGUGGAUUUGGCGGGGACAUUAUCUAA